Salvia splendens (bonfire salvia) is the source of this 3085-nucleotide messenger RNA. RefSeq lists its product as uncharacterized. Bases 333 to 2825 code for a protein of 830 amino acids. The transcript has 9 exons. The record is from RefSeq and is a predicted model, not a curated record. Lineage: Eukaryota; Viridiplantae; Streptophyta; Magnoliopsida; Lamiales; Lamiaceae.
CAAAGUCAAAAUCCAAAACCAAAUUCCUACAGAUUUUUUCACUGCUGUUUCUUGUUUUUUCAAACACUCCUUUCCAUUUUAAAAACUCUGCGGAAAACUCCCAAUCGGUUUCUGGGCAUCUUUUUUUCCCUCUUUAGUCCAAUCCCUUUUUCCCAUUUCGCUCAGUGAGUGGAAAAGGGAGCAUCUUUUUUGUGCUUUUAAUUUGUAUUUUUUUCUUGUUAUUUUUUUCAUGAUCGAAUGUUGUUUAUGUUGUGAUAUGUGUGAAUUGGGUUGGAAUUAUUGGAUGUGUAUGAAUUGCUGAAGUGAAAAGAUUAAGUUUUUAUUGAGAUUAAAUGGGUGGUCUUCCGGUUGGCGGCGGAGUAGCGGAGAUGGCUUCACAUUCACCUCCAUUCGCUGAGCCGAACCGGUUGGAGAUUGGGGCGGAAAAUUGGGCGGUGGCUGAGAGAGCCGCGGCUGAGAUAAUUGGAAAGGCACAACCCACUCCUGUGUCAGAGGAGAGAAGAAAAGAGGUGGUUGAUUAUAUUCAGAGAUUAUUCAGGGAUUGUGUUGGCGCUGAGGUCUUCCCGUAUGGAUCCGUGCCACUAAAAACAUAUCUUCCAGACGGAGACAUUGAUUUAACCGCCUUUGGGGGCGCACAUGUCGAAGAUACUUUGGCAGAUAAAAUGAGAUCUGUAUUAAAAGAACAAGAAGCAAAUACAGAUGCUGAGUUCGUAGUAAAGGAUGUUCAACUCAUCCGCGCUGAGGUUAAGCUUGUGAAAUGUAUUGUUCAGGAUAUUGUUGUGGACAUAUCGGUUAAUCAAAUUGGGGGCCUGUGUACUUUAUGCUUCCUCGAGCAGGUUGAUCGUCUGAUUGGCCGAGACCAUCUGUUCAAGCGCAGUAUUAUCUUGAUCAAGGCAUGGUGCUACUACGAAAGUCGUAUUCUUGGUGCUCAUCAUGGGUUGAUUUCUACUUAUGCCUUGGAGACGCUCGUGCUUUACAUUUUCAAUCUGUAUCACUCAGCUCUAGAGGGACCUUUAGCCGUUCUAUACAAGUUUCUGGACUGUUUCAGCAAAUUUGACUGGGAUACUGGCGUAGUUCGCCUUUCUUCACUGCCAGAUUUUGUUGUUGAGAUCCCAGAAGAUAGUGACAAACAUUUAUUGCUGAGCAAUGAUUUCCUGAAUAAUUGUAUCCGCAUGUUUUCAGUUCCCUCUAGAGUUGGUGACAAAACUCCACUUGUGUUUCCGAAGAAGCAUCUUAAUAUAGUUGAUCCACUGAAAGAUUUGAAUAAUCUUGGGCGUAGUGUCAGCAAAGGGAACUUGUACCGGAUACGCAGUGCCUUCUCCUAUGCAGCUAGAAAACUUGCAAGGAUACUACUACAGCCUCAAGAUUCCAUUGCUAACGAGCUUACAAAGUUCUUCGCAAACACCAUGGCAAGACAUGGAGGUGGACAAAGGCCUGAUAUUCAGGAUUUCGACAAAUUGCUAAUAAGCAACAGAGCUGUAUCUGUUGUUCCCUAUCAAGGGAUUUGUAGAACUGACAAUUUUGACGAAUACAUAGAGGCGUAUGCCGUAUCAACUGCAGCUUGGCAGCCUAGUUCGGGUAAAAUGUCCGAAGAUUUUCCUCAGGGGAUUCAAAAGACAUUAGACAUUGAUUUGGGUUCUCAAACUCCAAGGGCAGAAGAGAGUGUCAAUGGAAUCAUAGAUUCAUAUAAGUUGGAUGUUGGAAAGAAUGCUUCUUUAUCAGCCUUUUCAGGAACCGGUGAAGGAGGAGUUUCUACUGUUGGCAGUCGUGAAGAAAACAUGUCAGUUGACAAUUGCAACACAGUGUUUUCAGCUGAACUGAGGGAUUCUAAUCAUGUGGUAACGGACCAGUGUCGCGCAAGUAUGAGUGGAUUGGCCGAAUCAUUAAAUUCAAUGGAUCUUACGGGGGAUUAUGAUUGUUGCAUUCGACAUUUGCAAUAUGGUCGAUGGUGCUAUGAAAAUGGCUUAGGUGUGCAUCCUUUGCCCGUGCAUCCUUUGCCAAGACCUACCUACCCGUGGGAAGGUUUCCCUGUAUUACAUUAUAAUCAGAACAGUUUCUCCCAUCAUCACAGUGGCUUUCAUCAUAGUCCGGUUAUCUAUGGCAUACAACCCGUACUUUUGCCAGCUGUCCCAUUUCCAUGGGAGGAUGUGCCAAAACACCGCGGGACGGGAACAUAUUUGCCAUAUAUGAAUACGUCGCCUCAUGGUAAUAGAUUUCCGGUUCAGAAAGAAAGUAUCCAGGCACCGUCAGGAUCCACACGUCAUCACAACUGGCGAAAUAUGAGCUUUCCGGAGCCAAAUAUGCUAGACAGAAGCAGCCACGAGCUCUCACAGCCCGUUGACAAAGCUGUAGCUUCUGGUGGUAGCUCGUCCGACAACUUCCCUCCUCAUCAGUACGGGCAUCCUAGUGCAAAUGGCUCGCUCAUCUACCGGGAGGGCACUGAAGUUGAGCUGGUUGGACAUCCACCCGGGUCAGAAAAUAGUUGGCCACAAAGAACAGUCUCUUCGUCUCCCAGAACUCCGUCUGGGGCCCACAAAGCUGUAGCCUCUGGUGCUAGCUCGUCCGACAGCUACCCUCUUCAUCAGUACGGGCAUCCUAACGCAAAUGGCUCGCUCAUCCACCGGGAGGGCACUGAAGUUGAGUUUGUUGGACAUCCACCCGGGUCAGAAAACAGUUGGCUACAAAGAGCAGUCUCUUCGUCUCCCAGAACUCUGUCUGGGGCGCACAAGACGCAAACUGCACUAAGCAGUGAGCAGGAUCGGAUUGCGUCGAGGUCUUCAUACCGACUCAAGGAUGAAGACGACUUCCCUCCAUUGUCCAACUGACAGCGGUAACGCUUAUAUUGUUGUUUGUUAUCGCAUAAAGAAUGGGCAAAGCUCUUGGAUUUUCUUCCCAAACUAGUGUGCCCGAGGUGGCUUGCACCUCUUUGGUGUCGACUCCCGAACGUCGUGUUUAAGGCCUUGUGAAACUGUUGUAACUUAUAGCAUUGUGUUUCAUAUUUAGUGCCUGCCUGCCUGCAUAAUUUGGCAACAUAGGUUCAACCUAAAGGUUUUUUGCAUAGAGCAAUUCAAAUCUUGAUCCUCAA